Molecule: messenger RNA, 1751 nt
Organism: Physcomitrium patens
Lineage: Eukaryota; Viridiplantae; Streptophyta; Bryopsida; Funariales; Funariaceae
Product: elongation factor 1-alpha
Biological process (GO): translational elongation
Molecular function (GO): translation elongation factor activity; GTP binding; GTPase activity
Source: RefSeq, a predicted model, not a curated record
UUCGAGGGCGGAGCCACCAGCGUAAGCCCUUGAAGAGGGAGCGCCGCACGCUAAUCUGUCGUCCCGUGACAUACUCUCCAGAGCUCUCCUGCGAGAUUAGUCGCCACUGUCGUUUUUUCCUACGCUGCUCGGAACCUCUGCCUCGUUUUCCAGAUAAUCGAAGAUGGGUAAGGAGAAAGUUCACAUCAACAUUGUGGUCAUCGGCCAUGUCGACUCCGGCAAGUCUACGACCACAGGCCACCUGAUCUACAAGCUAGGAGGGAUCGACAAGCGUGUGAUCGAGCGCUUUGAGAAGGAAGCGGCUGAGAUGAACAAGCGUUCGUUCAAGUACGCGUGGGUGCUGGACAAGCUGAAGGCUGAGCGCGAGCGUGGUAUCACGAUCGAUAUUGCGCUGUGGAAGUUCGAGACCGUGAAGUACUACUGCACUGUGAUCGACGCUCCCGGACAUCGCGAUUUCAUCAAGAACAUGAUUACGGGAACGUCGCAGGCGGACUGCGCAGUGCUGAUCAUUGACUCCACCACCGGAGGAUUCGAGGCUGGUAUCUCCAAGGAUGGGCAGACCCGUGAGCAUGCACUGUUGGCUUUCACCUUGGGAGUGAAGCAGAUGAUCUGCUGCUGCAACAAGAUGGACGCUACCACGCCGAAGUACAGCAAGGCUCGAUUCGAUGAGAUCAGCAAGGAGGUGUCGACGUACCUCAAGAAGGUCGGUUACAACCCGGACAAGAUUCCGUUCGUGCCCAUUUCAGGGUUUGAGGGUGAUAACAUGAUCGAGCGAUCGACGAACUUGGACUGGUACAAGGGCCCAACCCUUCUCGAGGCCCUGGACAACGUGUCAGAGCCCAAGAGGCCAUCCGACAAACCCCUGCGGUUGCCCCUUCAGGAUGUCUACAAGAUUGGAGGUAUUGGAACUGUGCCAGUGGGACGUGUGGAGACUGGAAUCAUCAGGCCGGGUAUGUUGGUGUGCUUUGCACCCACUGGACUGACGACUGAGGUGAAGUCGGUGGAGAUGCACCACGAGUCGAUGCCUGAGGCUCACCCCGGAGACAACGUCGGGUUCAAUGUGAAGAACGUGGCGGUGAAGGACCUGAAGAGAGGAUACGUGGCUUCGGACUCGAAGAACGACCCUGCGAAGGAAGCAGCCAACUUCACUGCCCAGGUUAUCAUCAUGAACCACCCGGGACAGAUCGGAAACGGUUACGCGCCGGUGCUGGACUGUCACACCUCUCACAUUGCCGUGAAGUUUGCCGAGAUCUUGACGAAGGUGGACAGGCGAUCGGGUAAGGAGCUGGAGAAGGAGCCCAAGUUUUUGAAGAACGGAGACGCAGGGUUCGUGAAGAUGAUUCCGACCAAGCCCAUGACUGUGGAGACUUUCGCGGAAUACCCGCCAUUGGGACGUUUCGCCGUGCGUGACAUGAGACAGACGGUGGCCGUAGGUGUUAUCAAGGCCGUGGAGAAGAAGGAACCAACUGGUGCGAAGGUUACUAAGGCCGCUGCCAAGAAGAAGUGAAUAGUGCGGGAUUUGGUUUUGGCGGAGCAGUCACCGGGUGUCCAGAGCGGGGUUGAUAUUGGGGUAGGUAUCUUAUGUUGGAGCGUGCACUUGUUGAGUUGCUUGUGUGCUUGUUCGAUAUACUUGCUGCAGGCGAGUGAGAGGCAAAGGCAGACUUGGGUACUGGACCGAAGAUGGCAGGGCUCUUGGAGUCCGGAACAUUGAAUGUCAUAUUGAUACGUAAUUGAAUUGCGCAUGAGCUAAA